This is a messenger RNA of Octopus bimaculoides (California two-spot octopus), 2363 nucleotides long. Its product is annotated as 6-pyruvoyl tetrahydrobiopterin synthase. Lineage: Eukaryota; Metazoa; Mollusca; Cephalopoda; Octopoda; Octopodidae. The record is from RefSeq and is a predicted model, not a curated record. Gene Ontology annotation, cellular component: mitochondrion.
UAGGCGCAGGCAUAGCUGUGUGGUAAGAAGCUUGCUUCCCAAUCACAUGAUUCCAGGUUCAACCCGCUGCAUGGCACCUUGGGCAAGUGUCUUCUACUAUAGCCUCAGGCCGACCAAAGCCUUGUGAGUGGAUUUGGUAGAUGGAAACUGAAAGGAGCCCAUCGUAUAUAUAUUUAUGUGUGCAUGUCUUUGUGUCUGUGCUUGUCCCCCCACCAUCACUUGAUAACCGAUGCUGGUGUGUCUAUGUCACUGUAACUUAGCAGUCCAGCAAAAAAGAUCAAUGGAAUAAGUACCAGGCUUACAAAGAAUAAGUCCUGGGGUUGAUUUCUUCUACUAAAACACUUCAAGGCAGUGCUCCAUCAUGGCCACAGUCAGAUGACUGAAACAAGUAAAAGAAUGCAUAUAUAUAUAUAUAUAUAUAUAUACAUACAUAUAUGUAUGUAUGUGUAUAUGUAUGUAUGUAUGUAUGUAUGUAUGUAUGUAGAGAGAGCGUGAGAGAAUUAAUGUGUGAAUAUCAAAAGUAUAUUGAUAUUCACCCAUUAAAAACAUCAUCAAACAUCAAUACAUUAUUACAUUGCAGUAAAUUCAAGUGAAACCAACUUGCUUGAAUUAAACUGAAUUACUUAAAACGAUCUUUUAGAAAACCAUAUUUCGUAGAAAAGGCAAGGGCUCUUUUCAGAGUUAUGCCCCUUGGCACCAUCUCUAGUGGGUGUUGUGAGGUGACAAGAGUUUUCUGGAGAAAUGUCUAUGGGAAACGUGGUAAAAUGCCCAGUGACAAUGACCGACCAGUCGUCUUGGCCCGCCGUAUUGAAACAUUUAGUGCCUGCCAUAGAUUACACAAUCCCUGUCUUAGUGAUGAAGUGAAUCAGAAGAUUUAUGGAAAAUGUAACCACAUUAAUGGCCAUGGCCACAACUAUAAAGUGGAAGUGGCACUUAAAGGUCCAGUGGAUCCAGUGACAGGAAUGGUGAUCAAUAUAGUUGAUUUGAAACAAAUAAUCAAUAAAUGUGUCAUGGAUGUUUUGGACCAUAAAAACAUAGACAAAGAUGUUCCAUACUUUAAAUAUAACCCCAGUACUGGAGAAAAUAUCGUUGUUUUUAUCUGGAACCAACUUUCUGAAGAACUGAAUCAAUAUAAUCAAGCUGACCUUCUAUUUGAAGUAAAACUACACGAAACAGAAAAAAAUGUCUUCUCUUAUUAUGGAGAAAAAACGUCAUCAAAAUGAAGAUGGCACAAUCAAAGGAGUUUAUUCUUAAAGAACAUGUUUUUGAACCUAAUUGGCUAUUCUUCAAAGGUCUGUGAGUUAUUCUAGUAACAUGGUUUGGUUGUUUAAUUCCUGUUAGUUUUAGAUAAACAAAAUAUUGAUCCAUUUUAGAAUAUUCUAUUGACAAUUGGUUGAAAAAUUGCGUUGCAUCAUUAACUAAACCACUUAUCGUUCAAUUAUCCAUUCCACUUCGUAAAUAGCUUCCAUAGUACAACUUAUCUCACAAAAAUUAACUUGCAGUGUUGAGCUCUGUGCAGGAACGUUUGCAGACUUUAUGGUGCCUCGUCUCCAGGUCUGUCAUGGAGGUGAACUCUGGUACAAAGUAACACCUUUGGGUAAAUUGUAAAGGAUAAAUAGAAAUACAAGUUGUUGCAGUGUGUAUCCUUCAUCUGUUAAUGAGAGUGACGUUUGUGCUGUCAGUGUCUCAUUCUAUAGCUUUCUAAUUAGUAGACCAACAUUUUGAUAAUGAGUAAACCAUAAAAUUUGUUUGAUUUUCGUGGUUUUCAAAUAUAAUUUUCUUAUUUUCAUGCAUCACUUAUCUCUAUGUUAUGGCUCAAGACACAAUGAUCAUCCUGCAUUCUAAUAUUGCAAAAGACCAAUCAACAGAUUCGUUACUUUUAACCCUUUGAAGCUAACAUACAUAGGAUUAGAUUCAGACUUCCUGGCUCACAAAUUAAUGAAACACUUAAUGUGUGUGUGUAUAUAUAUAUAUAUAUAUAUAUAUAUAUAUAGAAUAUAUACACACACACACACUCUGAUAUUACAGAUCUCUUUACACACCUUUAUAAAUAUCACUUCAAAUUUCUUCAACGUUAUCUCUUGUAAAUAUGAAUGUGAAAUCCAGUUUCCAAACAAAGAUAGGUUGAAUUGUCCCUCCUGGAAUAAGAAAACCAGAUUGCAAGGUGUUUGUGUAUUGGAUCAAACAGAAUCCAAGGAGACUGGUGGUUGUUUAACGCAGGCAAGACUUUUAUGACUUGGGAAAAAAAGUAACGGCAAGAGUUAAAUGAAAUUGCCAGUCACUCUUAAACCUGGAGAAAGACUCAGCCCUAAAUAUUGGAUGCUCCACUCUCCAACACCAUUCAUUUUACUCUCUCUCUCUGU